AUGACUAGAAACCGUAACAAAGCUUAUCGAAAGGUAUGGGAUGUUGGCCUUAGAUCACACACAAUAGCUUCUAGAGGUGCCGGAUUCCAUCAGUGGUGGUUUGGUGUGUGGUGUAGGUAUGCCAAACACAGUGUCGUCUCGGCCGACUCUCGACAGAAGGGAUCUCAGAGCGAGGUACUUGAACUCCUGAAAGCGUUUGAUGGAAUCUUUGGUGACAAGCCAAGAACAAUGCUUCAUCGUCUUGAUAAGAAGGUCGCAAUUUCAAUGGCUCAUAAUCACUGGCGUGUUCACAAUUAUUUGAAGGACUUGAAGGAGAAGUUCAAGACAACUUCAACUCCGACUCCAUCUAGUUUCCGGAAAACAGCUGAAAGUCUUGACAGUACUCACUCUCAAGCAACAGCAGUCAGACUUGGGGGGAUGGGUAUGAUGCUGGCAGUAUCAUGGGGAGAGGGAACGGAAUGGCAUGUAGAUGCUAAGGACUAUGGCAACCACUAUACAAUCAUAUCAGUCCUCACAUCUCCUGCACUGCUUCACCUACCCGAACUCGGAUGUACCAUCCUCAUACACCCAGGGGAUGUUGUCGGCUUCUUGGCACACCGUUAUCUUCAUAAAUUGGAACCAGUACCGCUCGAUACCUCAGCGGGAAGCGUAGCAGCUGGAACCUCAGUGGUUGGAACAACAGAGAGCGCAGAAAGUGCAGGGAGUGGGGGAAGUGUAGCAGUUGGAACCUCAACGGUCGGGGCAGCAAGUAAUGGAGGAGACAUAGGGGGUGAAAGAAGUGUAGAGGUAACACCCAGGCGGCAGGUGGUUUUUACUUGUUGGACAGACAAGAACACUCAAGCUCGCAUGGCUGAGUAUCGUCAUUUUCAUCAAGUGGUAUUCGAAGAUAUGGAAUAG
Messenger RNA from Tremella mesenterica DSM 1558, 897 nucleotides. RefSeq lists its product as uncharacterized. The transcript is spliced from 4 exons. Lineage: Eukaryota; Fungi; Basidiomycota; Tremellomycetes; Tremellales; Tremellaceae. Bases 1 to 897 code for a protein of 298 amino acids. The record is from RefSeq and is a predicted model, not a curated record.